AAUUUUGACUGAUUAAGAGAGAUAAUAGAAAGUGAAAGUGAAGGCGAAGGUUGAGAAGAACGACGGGGGCCUUUAGGAUAGAGUUGUGGUUGCUGUGCCUUCCUUGCCGGUGCCUUCAUUUUCCUUUCCAUCCUCUUUCUCUCACCUAUCUUCCAACGGAUCUCCUCUCUUUUCCUUGUUUUGUUUGUUUCAUUACAUUCUCUUUGUUGUAGGCAGAGACGUAUUCCCAGAACUCCUGAAUUUACUCACCAUCCAUCAAUAUAAUCUAAAUCUAAACAAGAGAAGCAAAUUCAUCAUUCAAAUCACAGCUUGGAAUUGAGAUCUCAAUGGAAAGCGAGAAGAAACCGUCGGCGGUGUCAGAUGUGGGAGCGUGGGCCAUGAACGUCAUAAGCUCCGUUGGAAUUAUCAUGGCCAACAAGCAGCUCAUGUCCUCCUCCGGUUACGCUUUCAGCUUUGCCACAACAUUAACGGGGUUCCACUUCACUGUAACGGCUUUGGUGGGUUUGGUGUCGAAUGCAACUGGAUUGUCCGCAUCUAAGUAUGUUCCUAUGUGGGAGCUUCUCUGGUUCUCUGUUGUGGCCAAUAUGUCUAUUGCCGGCAUGAACUUUAGUCUGAUGCUCAAUUCUGUUGGGUUCUACCAAAUCUCCAAAUUGAGUAUGAUUCCUGUGGUCUGUGUCAUGGAAUGGAUUAUUAACAAUAAACACUACUCAAGAAAAGUGAAAAUGUCUGUUGUCGUUGUUGUUAUUGGUGUGGGUGUUUGCACCGUCACUGAUGUCAAAGUUAAUGCCAAAGGUUUUCUUUGUGCCUGUGUAGCCGUCUUCUGUACAUCUUUGCAGCAAAUUACAAUAGGCUCCUUGCAGAAGAAGUACUCAAUUGGAUCUUUUGAAUUGUUGAGUAAGACAGCUCCAAUUCAAGCCCUCUCUCUCCUUGGUCUUGGUCCAUUUGUUGAUUACUACCUUAAUGGAAAAUUUAUUACAAACUAUAAGAUGUCUACCGCGGCCAUUCUUUUUAUUCUUUUGUCGUGCACCCUAGCAGUUUUCUGUAAUGUGAGUCAGUACCUCUGCAUUGGGCGAUUUUCAGCAACUUCCUUCCAGGUUUUAGGUCACAUGAAAACAGUUUGUGUUCUCACAUUGGGAUGGCUGCUCUUUGAUUCAGAGAUGACUUUCAAGAACAUAAUGGGGAUGGUUCUUGCUGUUAUGGGCAUGGUAAUAUAUAGCUGGGCUGUGGAGGCUGAUCGUUCAAAUGCUAGGACCUUGCCACUAACAAAGAACAGUCUUACAGAAGAAGAAAUUAGACUUUUGAAGGAGGGAGUGGAAAACACUCCGGUGAAAGAUGUUGAACUUUCUGAGUCUAAAGGGUAGUGGACCUAUUUUUGGCCGGGAAUACAGGUUUUUUUUUUUUUUUAUUUGUUUCAUUUAUCGUAGUUUGUGUCUUUGUCUUAUUUAUGCUGCAGCAAGACAUUUUGUCUACACAUUUAUUUUAGAAAUUAUUUUCUUAUUCAUUGAAAAUUAUUUUCUUGUUUAA
This is a messenger RNA of Pistacia vera, 1524 nucleotides long. Its product is annotated as UDP-rhamnose/UDP-galactose transporter 2-like. The record is from RefSeq and is a predicted model, not a curated record. The transcript is spliced from 5 exons. Bases 327 to 1361 code for a protein of 344 amino acids. NCBI's taxonomy places the organism in Eukaryota, Viridiplantae, Streptophyta, Magnoliopsida, Sapindales, Anacardiaceae. Gene Ontology annotation, cellular component: Golgi apparatus. Gene Ontology annotation, molecular function: UDP-galactose transmembrane transporter activity; antiporter activity.